Molecule: messenger RNA, 1606 nt
Organism: Vitis riparia (riverbank grape)
Lineage: Eukaryota; Viridiplantae; Streptophyta; Magnoliopsida; Vitales; Vitaceae
Product: leucine-rich repeat receptor protein kinase EMS1-like
Exons: 2
Coding region: 1-1605 (534 amino acids)
Biological process (GO): protein phosphorylation
Molecular function (GO): protein kinase activity; protein binding; ATP binding
Source: RefSeq, a predicted model, not a curated record
AUGAACAUAGGUGUGCUCAAUGCCAGCAACAAUAUGUUGUCAGGAAAAAUUCCAGUGGAAUUGACCAGUCUUCGAAACAUCUCUGUUCUGUUGCUUGAUGGGAAUCAAUUCUCGGGUGAGCUUCCAUCCGAGAUCAUCUCAUGGAAGUCGCUCAAUAAUUUGAAUCUCUCAAGAAACAAACUUUCUGGCCCAAUUCCCAAGGCAUUAGGUUCUUUACCUAACCUUAAUUACCUCGACCUGUCAGAAAACCAGUUCUCAGGUCAAAUUCCUCCUAAACUUGGUCAUUUGACGCUUAAUAUCCUCGAUCUAUCGUUCAACCAACUCUCUGGGAUGGUCCCCAUUGAGUUUCAAUAUGGAGGAUAUGAACACAAUUUCUUGAACGAUCCCAAGCUGUGUGUCAAUGUUGGCACUCUGAAACUCCCUAGAUGUGAUGCCAAAGCCGUUGACUCCGACAAAUUGUCAACCAAAUAUCUCGUUAUGAUCCUAAUUUUCGUUGUAUCUGGUUUCCUAGCUGUUGUUUUGUUCACCCUGCUCAUGGUUCGAGAUGAUAAUAGGAAGAAUCACAGUCGAGACCAUACACCUUGGAAGGUUACUCAAUUCCAAACACUAGAUUUCAAUGAACAGAGAUUUGAUCAAAAGCUUCAGAAACAAUUUGAAACAGAAGUCGAGAUAUUGAGCACCACACGCCAUGCCAAUAUAGAGAAGUUGUUGUGCUACAUACCAAAUGAAACCUCAAGUCUUCUUGUUUAUGAGUACAUGGAGAAGCAGAGUUUGGAUAGAUGGCUUCAUGGGAAGAAGCAGAGAACAACGUCCAUGACAAGUUCAGUCCAUAACUUUGUCUUGGAUUGGCCAACAAGGUUGCAAAUUGCCAUCGGAGCUGCAAAAGGCCUAUGCCACAUGCAUGAAAACUGCUCUGCCCCGAUCAUACAUCGAGAUGUGAAGUCCAGCAACAUCUUGCUAGAUGCCGAGUUCAAAGCAAAAAUUACGGAUUUUGGAUUGGCCAAGAUGUUGGUCAAGCAAGGAGAGCCCGACACCAUGUCAGGACUUUCAGGCUCUUACGGAUAUAUUGCCCCUGGUAAGACCAUCAAGGCCCUCCUUUCCACAUGUUUUCAUUUCCAUAAUUUAUCGAUAAUUUUUAUCAUACAAUUCUUGUAUACUUGGAUGAUAGAGUAUGCUUAUACAACAAAGGUGAACGAGAAGAUCGAUGUAUAUAGCUUUGGAGUAGUCCUGCUUGAGCUAGUGACGGGGAGAGAACCCAACAGCAGGGACGAGCACAUGUGCCUUGUAGAAUGGGCAUGGGAUCAGUUCAGAGAAGGGAAAACCAUUGAGGAAGUGAUGGAUGAGGAGAUCAAGGAACAUUGUGAAAGAGCACAAGUGACCACUCUCUUCAGUCUAGGCCUCAUGUGCACUACCAGAUCACCAUCCACUAAGCCCACAAUGAAGGAGGUUUUGGAAAUUCUUCGACAGUGCAGUCCUCAGGAGGGCCAUGGAAGAAAGAAAAAGGACCACGAAGCUGCACCCAUGCUUCAAAAUGGCACUUACCCCGCUACUUACAAGCAUAGCGAGAUGGGAUCAGACAAUGAGGAUGACGAUAACUUAGUUUGAA